This is a messenger RNA of Drosophila ficusphila, 883 nucleotides long. RefSeq names its product antigen 5 like allergen Cul n 1-like. The transcript has 2 exons. Lineage: Eukaryota; Metazoa; Arthropoda; Insecta; Diptera; Drosophilidae. The record is from RefSeq and is a predicted model, not a curated record. Bases 16 to 804 code for a protein of 262 amino acids.
AAGCCAACAGCCAACAUGGUUACUAAGUCCCUGAUCCUGCUCAGUGCCAUAGUGGGUUUCUGCCUGGCAGUCGAUUACUGUGCCUUACCCACUUGUCUGGAUAAGCACAUCGCCUGUAACAACAAAGGGAACUUCAGUGAAAACUGUCCCAAGGAUGUGCGAGAAGUGAAGAUAGAACCCCAUCACAAACUGAUCCUGACUCUCUUCAACGAACUUCGCAACAAUGUGGCUGGGGGCAAAGUAGAAGGCUUACCAAAGGCUAUUCGCAUGGCCAAGAUGUCCUGGUGCGAGGAGCUCGCCCAUUUGGCCCUGCUCAACGUAAAGACCUGUGAAUCCUUGCCUGACAAAUGCCGAAGCACGGAGAGAUUCGCCUACGCCGGCCAGAACAACGCCAUUUUCAGCUACAGUGGAGCCGAGUCGGAGUACACGGAUGCCGAGAUUGUGAAGGAGCAGAUUGAGAACUGGUUCGCCGAGCGGUUGAAUGCCUCUCCCGAGAUCCUUGCCAGCUUCCCGGAGGAGCUGCCCAACAAGAACGUGGCCAAGUUCACCAUUUCUGUCGCCGAGAAGAACACUCACGUGGGAUGUGCCGCUGUUCGCUUCUCCCAGGACUUCUACAACCACUUCGUGCUGACCUGUAACUUCGCCACCUCGAACAUUGUGGGUCAACCCGUUUACACUCCUGGAGAGAAGGCCACCACGGGAUGCAAGAAUCGCUAUGGCGCCGCCUUUGAUUACCCCAGCUUGUGCUACGCCAAGGAGAUCUACGACAACGAGAAGGUUGUCGAAAACACCAGAGUAUUGUAAAUUUAACAGACCUUGUUAAAUGAACAUCAUUAUCAGAAUCCCCUAUUGAACAUGCAAAUAAAUAGCUAAAAGAGCUAAA